AUGGAAAAGAUGCAAGUCUUGGGGUUGGCCUUGAUCCUUCUUUACAUGGUCACCACACCGGCAUAUUGCCAAUAUUAUUCUCAGACCGUGCCAUAUGAAUCCUUGCAAGAGAAAACAACCAAUCUCCACUUCUUCUUCCAUGACACACUCAGUGGCAAAAACCCUAGUGCUGUUCUUGUUGCUCGUCCUAACAUCACCAAGGAUGACAAGUCGAUAGCUCCAUUUGGCAGCAUAUUUGCCAUUGACGAUCCUCUAACGGUUGGGCCCGAACUAACAUCUGAAGUCAUUGGGAAGGCCCAAGGGCUGUAUGUAUCAUCUAGUCAAGAUGUACCAUCUCUAGUGGCAUAUUUUGAUUUUGGAUUCACUUCGGGCGAAUUUAAUGGGAGCUCCAUCAGCGUGUUUUCGAGAAAUCCAAUAGCAGAUACCGAGCGUGAGCUUGCCGUGGUUGGAGGGAGAGGAAAGUUUAGGAUGGCUAGAGGGUUUGCUCAGCUUAAGACCUACUUUUUAGACAAAACUACUGGAGAUGCCAUUGUUGAGUAUAAUGUCACUGUUAUCCAUUACUAA
Molecule: messenger RNA, 564 nt
Organism: Dovyalis caffra
Lineage: Eukaryota; Viridiplantae; Streptophyta; Magnoliopsida; Malpighiales; Salicaceae
Source: the annotation of a GenBank genome assembly